AUGUUUCACCGUCAUCGUCCGACCACCACUACGACGCGCACUACGAAGCCAACCUUCAUGACACGCCUUAAGGGUCGCAACGCUCGAACUCAAACAGUGAAGACUAAGACUACUACAACACGCCAUGAGGCCCCACUAUCCAAGGGUCGGAAAUGGGACAGACCUCGGACACAGCAACGUCGCCGCAAGGUGACCUUCGGCGAUAAAGUAUCAGGGGCCAUGCUCAAGUUGAAGGGCAGCUUGACUCAUCGUCCUGCAGUCAAGGCUGCUGGGACCCGUCGCAUGCAUGGCACCGAUGGCCUCAGGGGGCACCGUCAUCGUGCAUACUAA
Molecule: messenger RNA, 330 nt
Organism: Penicillium lagena
Lineage: Eukaryota; Fungi; Ascomycota; Eurotiomycetes; Eurotiales; Aspergillaceae
Exons: 2
Coding region: 1-330 (109 amino acids)
Source: RefSeq, a predicted model, not a curated record